Mytilus trossulus (common blue mussel) is the source of this 4633-nucleotide messenger RNA. RefSeq names its product 2-phosphoxylose phosphatase 1-like. Gene Ontology annotation, biological process: chondroitin sulfate proteoglycan biosynthetic process; glycosaminoglycan biosynthetic process; dephosphorylation. Gene Ontology annotation, molecular function: phosphatase activity. Lineage: Eukaryota; Metazoa; Mollusca; Bivalvia; Mytilida; Mytilidae. The transcript has 3 exons. The record is from RefSeq and is a predicted model, not a curated record. The coding region runs from base 144 to 1679 and encodes 511 amino acids. Gene Ontology annotation, cellular component: Golgi apparatus.
UAGUUCGAAGGUCAAAAAGUUGUACAAGCAAAACAAACGACAUGCUCUUCUCAUCUUCUGUCACGUAGAGUGAAACACCAUGUAAUUUAACAAAAUGACAGGUGAAAAGAUAACAAUUUUCGUAAAAACUGAUCUCAGGCGAUAUGAAAAUGAGAUUAAUAGGACGGCUGCAAAACUCGAUGCCGAUGGAUCUCAAAAUCGAAGUGGAAAGAAAUUACCAAGCUAAGGAACUUGUUUUGUAUACCGAAAAUUGUCAAUAUCCGCUUUUGAAGAAAAGAAAGGGAAAUUAUAUAUUGUUAGCCUUAUUCUUCGGUGCUUCAGCAAUUUUGUUUUGUUGUUUCAUCAUUAUUUGGAUUGGACAUUUGGAGGAAUUGCAGGUGUUUCACUCUAGUGGCCAUCGAACAAUUAGAUCAUUAGAACAUAAAUCUGAGAAGGGUCAGUUGACCGAAGUGAACAGGUCUUUUCUAGAUGACCUCCAGUACGACUUUUGUCACUCGCCAGAAGAACCAAUACUAGGACUUGAAGGUUUCGUACCAACAGGAUUUAAACUACAACAAACUCACAUACUGAUCAUUCCAGGGGAGAUUACUCCAAAUAUAUCAGGAAAGAUAACUCUAAAUGCAACCAGGUCAACCCCUCUCUAUUGUGAACAGGCUGACUGCAGAUUUGGAGCAUUCAAUAGAUUGAAUCCCAAAUUAAAGGUUUUUCAGGAAAAGAUAAAUAGAGAUGAAAGAUUCCUCAAAGAAUUUGAGUCUUAUGUUACAAAUGACUUGGGCUGUCAUAAUGAGUUAUCUCCCAUUGGAAUCCAAAGAUUAGUUAGUCUGGGAGAAUUUGUGAAAGAUGUCUACUUGAAAGAUCUGAAACUAGAGAGUAGUUUGAUACAACCCAAACAUAUAAAGCUAUCCAGAAAUGAGGAAAGUAUAACAGCUAAAUCAUCUUUGGCAUUUCUUUUCGGCAUGUUGUCUGAAGGUCAUUUGAGAAAAUUCAAUACCUCAGUAGUCUCAAGAAAUUUGUGUUCGGAAAAACAUGGAAUGUCUCAUGUUGAUUGCAAUUGUCCAGGUUUAUACAGAACAGAACAAAAAUUCAAACAGCAACUCAUUCAUGGUCUGGAGAAGGGAGAUAAUUCACAUCUACCCUUGACAGUUUUACGUCAAAUAUUGUCAAAUUCUUGUCUUCAUCCAAAUUUUUCCUGCUUUGUUCAGAAUGGAUUAGAUGGUAUUGGAAUUAUAAAAGAACUGUUUAAGAAAGAAAAUGCAUUUUAUGAACAAUUAUCCAAUGAUGUUGAUUUUGUUGAUUUUGUUAAUGUUUAUUUAUAUCCAUUUAUGAACAAUCUAAUCCAAACUUUCCGUCACGCAGAUUACGUAUUUGAGAAAUUAUUUUUACAUUUUGUUGAUGAAAGUUUUAUGUUUUACAUGUUAAAUGUACUGAAACUUCCCAAGAUCAAUUGGCCAAGGCCUGGAUCAAGAAUUGUUUUUGAAUUAUACAAGAAAUCUGGUCAGGUAUUUCAGCCAUAUUAUGUCCGCAUUUUGUUCAAUGGUGCUAAUGUUUCAAAAUUUGUCCCCCUUUGUGACAUUCAUAGCGAGAGCGGUCUUUGUCGUUUGAAGAACUUUGCGGAAUUGUUACAUAUUAAAACAUCAACCAAGAAAAAUCUACAUAGUGCAUAUCAGAGCUACUGUUAAUUUUGCACUGGUUUGGGUAAAAGGAUUUUUAUAUUUAAUCCAAUCCAUUAUCAGUCAGACAAAAAAAAAAAUUGUCAUAAAAUAUUUCAAAAAGUUUUAAAAAAAUUGUUACAUGUUUACAAGUAGCAGAUGGUAAAUACAUUCAUGACAUUAUAAAAAUGAAUAAAUCUUUAAUAGUGUACAUGUAUAAAAUUUGUAAAUUGUUAAGCAAAACUAUUUUUUGCCACCUUGUUUCAUGAUUUGGGGAAAAAUGAAAGGGGAUGCGUACUGUACAUAAUCUUGUACUAUUCAGGACUGAAUACAGUAUUUUUUUGUAAGAAAAUUUAAGCAGCUUGGAAAAUUAAUGUUAACCAGGUGCUGAUAUUUUAUCCUCAGCAAGUGACAGUCAAUAAUCUGUACUUGUUUUAUACUUUUAUUUUAAUUGAUUUUAUUUAAAUGAUUUCAUUUUGUCACAAAAUGUUACCAUGUAUUGUUAAUGUUUAUAAAUUGUAUUAACUUUUGGAAGUCACAAAUUUUAGAUUGUACUUCUUGGUGCUUUGUGUGUAUUUGUAUGUAAAACUAUAUUAUUUCAUUGAACAUUAAUGUGAAUUUAUAAAAAAAAAAAACCUUAACCAUUGCAUACCAACUAUUGGGGAUUUCAUCAGGAAACAAAUUUUUAAUCCUGAACUAAUUGACAUUUUUGUUUAGUUACAAUGUUCAUGGAUAGCAGAAAAAAGUAAAUUACAAAAUAAGGUUCCUUUGAAGUUGCAAUUUUUUGUAUCCAACUACAAAAACUGAGAUCGAACAAAAGUAUUUGAUCAAACAGUAUUUUUUUCUGAAUAAAAAGUUGUUUUUUUUGUUUCAACCUGAUCUUGAUCUUAACCCUUGGUUAUUGUUAGAAAAGGCAAUAUACUAGUGAAUCCAAAAUCCACAUUGAUUUUUAUGUGCAGAAAUCCUUUGUCUUUUUAGACUGGGCAGCCAUCUUGUUGCGGUAGCAACAAUGCAUUGCUUAUUUCUAAUUCAAAGUAAGUAUUUUGUCAAAAUGUUAUGAAAAUUAAAAUAAACCUAAUUAUUUUUAGGCAAGGUGUUUGGUACAACCGUAACAAAUUAUGUUUCAUUCAUAUGCUCAAUUAUUUUAUUAUGACGAUUAGCUUUUAUACAUAUUACAGUUAUAGAAUAUCAGCUGUGAUACAGUUAUAGAAUAUCAGCUGUGAUACAGAAUGGGAAACGUUUUAGCAGAGAAGAUACUCAUAGUCAUAAAGCAUUUACACUUCUAGCAGCUCACAUUUUAUGAGAAAGAUCUGAUAUUUUUUUUAAUUGUACCUUUGUGUUCUUAAAGAUAAAAAAAUCACUUUGUUGAACAAUCUUACCCAUUGUGGACAUGUUAAGGCCAAAUAAAAUAACUAUGUGUUUCCUGUUACAUCCUUUAACAAAAAUAGGGUAGGUUGGUUGGGAAUUUUAAUUAUUUUUCAUGUUUUAUUACUUUGAAUCUAUCAUGUCUGUGAGAAGGAAAUUGUGCUUAUUGAAAAAUUACCAAAAAAAAGUUUAAGGUAGGCUGGACUCUAAUUCUCAGCUUAAAAUAUAGGAUAGUUAGGUAAAUAGGAAAUACACAAUAUAUUUUAUUAGUCCAAGUCAGCAUGUAAGUUCCAAUCACCUUUGUCAACAUCAGACAUACAUUCUAACAAAACCCCAUGGCCAGGUCAAAUUUAGAUUUUGAAUAUGAUAUUCAUAAAGAACAGUUUCAAUCUUGAAUAUUUUGUUCUUUGAUUUUAUUAGGAUUGUAUUUAUUAAGUUUGUUUAUUUGUCAUUGCUUGAUUGAAUUAUUUAGUAGAUGGAAAAUGUUGCUGUCAAGCUUAUGAUUUCUGAUUAAGUGAUCAGACAAGGUCUGUACUUGUUCAGAAUCAGCUGUUUUGUUUUCUAGUUUAAAUUUGUAAUGUAUUUUGGAGAGUUGGUUACCAGUUUCUGGUAUUUGCUCCAAAUAAAAUAGUAACUGUUGAUUCAUUAUUAUUUGUUGGAUACGACUUUUUUCGUGAAUUUCAUGGGUAUAGGUGAACAUCGAAAUUAAAUGACUUUUUUUUUCAAGGAAUGACCAUUUACCUGUACGCUUGUAUGCAAACUUUGGCAAAACUAUGAAAUUAAAUGUCCAAAAACAUGCAAGUUUUCCUUAAUCCAUGAAAUGAUACCCAAGAAAAUAAGCCAAUUCACAGUAUACCCACAUAAAGAGAGAACUUUCUCUGUCCAUGUGCACCAUAAGCAAAACUCCUAAAAGGCUUAACGGAUUUAGCUGAAACUUUAUAGUUUUAGAACACUCCCUUAUGAUGUGCUUAAGGACUAAGUAUGUGCUUAGCCUAGUUAAACUUUGUCAAUGGAAAUGAAAAUCUCUACUUAAUUUUCCAAACUGAUGAUAAGAAUUGUUCAAAUGUAUUUUGUUUGGCUUUUUGGUGCCAAAUGGGAUUAUUAUGAGUUACAAUUGUCAAAGGUUAACUUUCAUUUUUACAAAAAUGGACUAUAAUCUCAAUGACUUAGCUAGAUCUGUACUAUACAUAUAUGUUCAUGUAAACUGUUAUUGUUUAAUCAUAUUGCCAAUCAAGUUUUAUUUAUUAUUUAAUUUUUUGACAUAUUUUAACAGGUCACAAACAGUGAUUUGUACUUGUUAUGUGCCUGUGUAUAUACUAGUCUUAUAUAUAUUCUAUUAAUUUUCUGUUUUUGUGUGAUGACUUGUGUAUGAAUUCUAAAUUGCUUUAAAAAAAAAAAAUUUAGUUGAUAUGAGUGUAUUUUCAAGAUUUAGAUACAUGUAUGCCAUGAUCUUUCGUGUUCAGAAAAGGACAGAAUUUUACAUAGAAUGAAGAAUAGAUUGAAGUAAUGCUUUUAUCAAAUGUUUUUAAACAUGUACUGAUAUAAGAACAAAAUUUGUAUUUUUUUUUUUAAUGAUACAAAGUAUUUUAUAGGUUACAAGAGCGCAAGUAUUCAUAUUG